AACAGUAGAUUAAGCAAGAUAGUUUGUGGUCAAGGAAAAUGAUUUUUCUGUUGUUUUGUUGUUUAUCAGGAACCCUUGGUCAAAUGUGUAACUAUUCAGGACUUGAAGAUUGUGUUUUGAAGCCAUCUGUAAUAAAUUUUACGCAAAAGAUAAGUUCACCAAACUAUUACAAAACACGUAAUCCUCAAGAAGCCGUAGAGGAACAAUGUAGUAUCCAGUGGGAGCUAGUGUCGUGUUUUCAGGACAUAAAAAGGUGUGUACCUACAAAGAACCUCCCUUUGAAAUUUGACCUGCUGAUUUCUGCUACGAAAUAUAUGUGUGCGGAAGGGAAACAAGGAUUCAUUGAAAACUUUCAAUGUGUGAUGACCAACUUUGUGUGGGAUCAUAACAAUCUUCAGUCUUGUCAGAAAUACUAUCCAGAACUUAUCAACACAAAAAACACAAAAUUGAUUCUGAUGUUUUCAGUGAAAGGUGCAGAGUGUUAGAGAAAUUUAUGACCUGUGUUGAAGAUAAGGCCCAGACUCUGUGUGGUGGCAAAGCAGCAGCUUAUACACGUUCUUAUAUGGAAGCCUCGAUGAAACCUCUGACCAAGGGCAUUACUUGU
Molecule: messenger RNA, 604 nt
Organism: Saccostrea cuccullata (small rock oyster)
Lineage: Eukaryota; Metazoa; Mollusca; Bivalvia; Ostreida; Ostreidae
Exons: 5
Coding region: 39-485 (148 amino acids)
Source: RefSeq, a predicted model, not a curated record